CCUGCAGCUGGCAACAUGGCAAAAUGUACCAAGAAGGGGGAAUUGUUGGUAAAUAUGGAACAUGUUAUGGUGCAUCCCUCAGAAAAAUGGUGAAGAAAAUUGAAAUUAGCCAGCAAACCAAGUAUAACUGCUCCUUCUGUGGCAAGACCAAAAUGAAGAGACAUGCUGUGGCUAUCUGGCAUUGUGAAUCAUGUAUGAAAACAGUAGCUGGUGGUGCAUGGACCUAUAAUACCACCUCUGCAGUCACAGUCAAAUCUGCCAUCAGAAGAUUGAAGGAAUUGAAAGACAAGUAA
This is a messenger RNA of Monodelphis domestica (gray short-tailed opossum), 293 nucleotides long. NCBI's taxonomy places the organism in Eukaryota, Metazoa, Chordata, Mammalia, Didelphimorphia, Didelphidae. The record is from RefSeq and is a predicted model, not a curated record.